UUUGUCAUUAGCUAAUAACUCUAAUAUCUAAUAAAGAUUGACUUAAUCACCUUAGAACAAGCCUGUGCUACAAUCCGUUAUUGGCCGGUAGCUCCGCCCACAGGACAGAUAGACCAAUAGAAACACGUGGCCUUCACUCCCGCUCUCCCCAUUGGUGUUCCCCGCGACCGUGAGGAAGCUCCUCUUCACAGGCGGACUGAAAACGGUUUUGAAAGCUUUAAUAUCUUUCGGUAAUUAAAGCAGAAAAAAAUGGCGAACUCGGACACUCUGGCCGAGGAGGAGCGGGACUUUCAAAAGCUCCUCGCGCAGAUCGGCGGCCGGGAGAGGAUUCAUCUGGUCAGUGAUGCUUGCAAAAGCGUGGAGGUGGACGGAGAUGACGUUGGGAUAUUGCAGGAGUUCAUACGUGACAUGUUUCACAACAGCAGACCGGCGACGGCCACGGGGCAGCCCCGGCCGUCCCCCGGUGGCGACGCGGCCGAAAAGACCGAAAACAGCAACGAGCGACCGUUGACCGCGGACCCGUUGACCGCGGACGAACGGACCGAGGAGCGGUCGGCGCGCGGAGCGCGGAGAACGGUCAAGCAGAGGUUCAACAUCCACAGCUCCAAGCGCGCCAUAGACUCCUCCGUGGUCGUGUUCGUCUUCAGGCAGAGGUUCGUGGGCCAGAUCGCCAACGGCGUGUGCCUGAAGGAGAUCCUGAGGGACGUCCGGGCGCGCACCGGGCGCAGCGCGACCUCCCGGCCGGCUCUGGUCGGCCUGGUGCGCGCGUCUGAGGAGGAGGAGGGCGCGGAGACGCGCCGGUGCGAGCGAGUCCUGGAGAGCCUGAUGCGCUCCGUGUUCCGCAAACACGCACCGGACACCAUCUGGGUGGGAUGCUUCGUCCCCAAGACGGAGGCGACGAUGCUCAGCAUCAAGAAGAACGCCUGCAGAGUUUUCCUCGCCUCUCAAACUGCAGACACCACCGGGGACAGAGGGGAUCCACCUUUCUGGCCAUUCCAAUGUUGGUUCAGGCCUCAGAGGAGAACAGCCAGAGGCCAAAACAACAACAAAUCUUCAAACAGCAGGCAAAAAGGUGCUGCUGAAAGCGUAGAGGAAGGCAUCCCUUUGAACACGGGCGUCUCGUCAGCUGAACCUCAUGUGAAUGGAUGACCAGUCGAAGAACACUACUGAUCACUGUUGGAGCAAAACCUCUGGCUGCUAGCUUCUCACUGUGGAUUGUUCUGUUUUCACUGUGACUGGAAAAGUUAGCCUCCUGGCAUUACCAAGCCUUACUGCACACUUAUGUGGCUUCUUGGUGCUAGAAAUCCCACCCCCGUGCCAGCUUGUGUUCGAUCUUGAAAGGUCACUUGACAUGUUGACCUGUGUAUCUUUUGGCGUCUUUAUUGGCAUCCGUCGAACACCAGAGUUUAUGCUUUAUUUGGACCAUUUUUUGAAGAAAGAGACUUGCAUAAUGGCUUAUUAGAUGAUAACACAGCCCUAUUGUAACAUUUGGUUGUUUAAGGUGUAUGUUUAGUGCAUUAUCAAGAUCAUAUGUGGAGAAAAGGGCAACUGAACAACCCCAAAGUUCCCUCUGCAUCAGCUGGUGCAUGCUACUGUCAAUUAUCAGGGAGUUUAAAACCACUAAGGCUAAAUAUAUGCUAGAAUUUUAAAUAUUUUUUAAAGCAAACUGAACUUAUAACCUGUACCUAAUUGUAAAAGUAUAAUUUCAGUAGCCAAGCAAUGUUGUUUUCAUACCAGAUGGCAGAUUUAUUUUGCUUUGUUGAAAUAUCUGAGGUCAAUGUCUCUGGUAUGAAGAAGCUCAACCUGCUGCACAGAAAACUGGGAAACAACUUGUAAAGGUUUUAUUUGCUUUAUUGUUUUAAAAAGCUUUUAUAUCUUCAUGUGUACUUUUCUCUGAUUUAUUAGAAUUUGUGCCUUAGGUAACGACUGUUGACAUUAGCAUUAGUAGCAUAAACUUUUUGGUCUUAAUUGUCAUCACUGAGGAGAGACGCUUGUUUUCAUUUCCUUGGUGAAAAGAUGGUUUCAAGGUUUCAUAAUACAUUAGUAAGAUAUGGAUCAAGAUUUUAAAGAGAUAGUGGCUUAACAUAUACUUACUUAACUGGGGGAUUGUAGAUGCUCAGACAGGGUUACUUUUGAAUGAUCCUUAAAGAUAAUUUAAAGCAACAGAAGUUAACACAGGAUGCAAUGUUUAUGUUACUAAGUUACUCAUCCAUCCAUUUAUAUCAAUAAAACAAUUUCAGC
This is a messenger RNA of Menidia menidia (Atlantic silverside), 2241 nucleotides long. The record is from the annotation of a GenBank genome assembly. Lineage: Eukaryota; Metazoa; Chordata; Actinopteri; Atheriniformes; Atherinopsidae.